Molecule: messenger RNA, 1363 nt
Organism: Paramecium octaurelia
Lineage: Eukaryota; Ciliophora; Oligohymenophorea; Peniculida; Parameciidae
Source: the annotation of a GenBank genome assembly
AUGUAUAAUUAAUUUAUUGAUGAGGAAGGUCAAGAGAGAUAAAUAUAAUAUUUGGUGGACUUAGGUAUUUAGUAAUUUAAGAAAAGGAUUUCCCGAAAGCAAAGCAAGAAGGGGAGUUGAACAAUUUGGUUACACAAUAACCCUGGAAGAUUUAAUUAACAGAAUCUUAGACAUGAGUGAUGACAAUUCAAAAAAAUCAAAUGGAAACAAAAUCAGUCUAAUUCAUUUUUCAGAUUCAAGCAGCGAAAAAAACUCACCUUUCAAUCAACCCUUACAACAAUCAUAAUCUUAAAAAUAAUGUUAGACUAAAUAGAAUCAAUAACCUUAGAAACAGGCCAGUUCGCAAUUUUAACAACAAUAGAAAGUAUAGUAGCAAUACUAGCCCCAACAAUAGUUCUAACAAUAGAAUCAACAUUAGCAGUAGGUAGAACAAUAAUAGCAACCAUGUUCAUUCCAAAAUAUAUAACUGUAUUAAUAACCAAAUGAACAUGGUGAAUUCCCAAAAUGUUAGGUCUGUUAUACCCAACCAAUAUAAUGGCUUCAUUUCGAAUGCAAACAUCAGUUCUGUUAACCAUGUGUAAUCAAGAAUAUAAAAGCUUCCAGAUUAAGGAAGAUUGAAGAUGUUACCUGUUUACAGGAAGAUUGUCAUUAAAAAUUAGACAAAGGGGAGAUCCAUCUGGUGAGUAAUGAGUUACUCCCUUAAAUUGAUGUAUUCUCCUUAUCAAAAUUAGAUUGAACUAUAUAAUGGACCCAUAUGCACCAAAUGUAAAUUGCCAUAAGUGGCUCACAAAUUUAAAUUGUUCUCUAAUGCUUGUGACAAUGCAGAGUUCACAAUCCUGAGUGCUUGUGUGAAGCACGACGAAGAAGGUAAUCAACUUCAGAGAUGUCCUUAAUGCGGGAUUUGGGUUUAAAAAUCUAAGGGAUGCAACUCUGUCUUAUGUUCGUACAUUUAUUAUUUUAUAAUAAGAUUAGCUAUUGUAAAUUUAAUUGGUGCUGGUUAUGUAGAAGAUAAUGUGAUAGCAAUCACUAUGUAUUUUUCAAUCCUACUGGCUGUCCAGGUUUGGGGGCGGAGGAAUUUACAAUUGAAUAGUAUCCGUGUCACAAAAUUUGCUGGAUUAGAGUAAAGGUGAUUCUAAUAUAUUUCCUUCUGAUUUUGCUCUGUAUAAUAGUCUACCCUUUUUUUGUUGCGUAAGUAGUGAUAAGGAGAAUGAAAAUUGACACUCAAGGAAACAUCUGUUACCGCGUUUUCAUCUAUAUAGGCAUAGCAAUUUUAUUUUUAGUGCUCUCAUGUCUGGCUAUCUUUCCAGGUAUCAUCAUUUUCAUAGUUUCAUAAAAAGCAAGAUUAUCAGUGUUUGCUAGAUGA